CCUAGUUCACCUAGUGAUAAGAGUUCUGAAUAUGACGCUAAUUAUCGUUUGUCUUCUCAUCUUGGAGACUUGGGGUCAUUCGGUCGAAAGCACAUUUGAAAAUGGCAGAGUGAUCGGGGGCUCCUCUGCGCCCGACAAGGCCUACCCUUAUCAAAUCUCGAUAUGGCGACAGGGUUGGGGAUAUUCGAAAUAUAUUUGUGGGGGGUCCAUUAUCGGCGAUCGACAUGUACUGACAGCGGCUCAUUGUGUUUCGGGUGCAGUUGUCCCGAACCUGAGGGUAGUUGCCGGGACUAACAAGUUGAGAGACAGCGAGCAGACCAACUACACCGUUAGUGAGGCCAUCGUCCACAAAGAUUAUGUAUCUUUUCUUUACAAAGACGAUAUAGCCAUACUGAAACUGAACGAAACGAUUGUAUUCAAUGACAGAAUUCAACCUGUACGACUAACGAAAGUGGCUCCACCUUCAGGUACUAACUGCACGCUGACGGGCUGGGGGUUAACCUCGCGUUCGUCGGCUCGCCUCCCCGAUCAAUUGCAAUACAUUAGCCUGAAAACCAUUUCUCUCUUCGAAUGCAAGCUAAGGUUGCUACUGAGCGGCCUUCUGGUGGGCCGAGAACAAAUCUGCACGCGCACGAAAGCAGGGGAAGGCUCGUGCAAUGGCGACUCCGGAGGACCGCUCGUGGACACCGCUAGCGGUGCUCAAAUCGGGGUGGUUUCGUGGGGACAUCCGUGCGCUUUAGGUGUACCGGAUGUUUACACCAACGUUUAUGAGUAUCGAGACUGGAUAAGUAAGCAUACCGACUUGGGUACAGUCGGGUGCGAGGCGAACGGUUUUAUCGAACUGCGAAUCGUCGGAGGUUCAGAUGCGGCCGUCAGGUCGUUCCCGCACCAGGUCUCGGUGCAGAUCGCCGACCUCGGUCACGCGUGCAGCGGCUCCAUUAUUUCCAAGAACUGUAUUCUAACAGCGGCUCAUUGCACGUACAGGAUCGAUCCCGGUGUCAUGACGGUGGUGGCGGGAACUACGAAUUUGAGGGUCGGCGGCGCUCGCCACGCGGUGAGCCAGGCGAUACCGCACGAAGCGUACGACACCUACCUCAAGACGAACGACUUGGGAGUCUUAAGACUGACGGAAGACUUGGCGUUCAACGAUCAGACUCAGCCCGUUUCGUUAAGCGGCGUGCGUCCAUCGCCAGGGACGGACUGCACGCUGACAGGUUGGGGUUUCACUUCGAGCUCAUCGACAAAGCUCCCCGAUAAGCUACAACAAGUCAAUCUCGCGACGAUAUCCGUCGAGAGGUGCAGGAAGGAGCUGCCGUCCAACACGCGACCGAUCACCUACAAUCAGACCUGCACCCUUGCGCCGGUCGGGAAAGGGGCGUGCGUCAGGGAUUCGGGAGGUGCGCUCAUUGAUAACUCCAACGGAAAACUGGUGGGCGUGGUCUCUUGGGGCUAUCCUUGUGCUCUAGGCGAGCCGGACGUGUACUCAACGGUGUACGGAUACAGGAGCUGGAUUGAGGAGAAGUGUCAGGAUUCAAAUUAUUAUUUUAUCUCUAAAUAAAUGAUUCAUAGACCAAA
Molecule: messenger RNA, 1575 nt
Organism: Photinus pyralis (common eastern firefly)
Lineage: Eukaryota; Metazoa; Arthropoda; Insecta; Coleoptera; Lampyridae
Product: serine protease 53-like
Exons: 5
Coding region: 32-1558 (508 amino acids)
Biological process (GO): proteolysis
Molecular function (GO): serine-type endopeptidase activity
Source: RefSeq, a predicted model, not a curated record